AACACCAGUGAAACACAGUCUUUACUCAAUACGCCGAAAAUUCAGGGAGGGGAUGCCGCAACUUUGGGUCAAUUUCCUUACCAAGUCGCAGUUCUUGUUUUGAAUCGUUUCAUUUGUGGUGGUUCAUUGAUCUCGGAUCGAGAAGUUAUCACAGCAGCGCACUGCACUUUUAUUGCAAAACCUAAAUUAUUGUCAGUAAGGGUUGGGUCAUUAGAAUCAGGGUCGGGCGGAGAAACUCGAACUGUAUCACAAAUCAGACAACAUCCCCUGUUCAACCCGAUCACUUUGGCCAACGACAUCUCCAUCCUUGUGUUAUCGUCGCCCGUAACCUUGAGCGAAACGGUGGGAGUGGUCACUCUGGCAGACGAAGAACCGGAGGAAGCCACUUUGUGUCGAAUAGCCGGAUGGGGGAUCCGAGUUGAGAAUGGAGAACCCUCACCUUCCCUCCAAUGGGUAGAUAUUCCCAUAACCAAUGUCGAAAGAUGCCGUACACCACAACUUCCCAUUAGCUAUCAACUAUGUCUCGGCUAUGAAGAAGAUGGAAGAACAAUUUGCCAAGGUGAUUCAGGGUCCCCUGUUGUUGUGACUGGGUCGAGAAUUCAAGUCGGCAUUGUUAGUCGGGCAGCAGCAGUACCACCGUGCAGAGCGACGGGCUCUAUGCUGACCUUGCAUACCAAUAUUGCCAAAUAUAUUGGUUGGAUUAGAGGAGAGUUGCGGCCAAAUAAGCUUUGCGCCCUAUUUCUCGAGGGUUGCAACCGUCUCCAACUUUCCCUGCUUUGUCAAAAGAUACAACUUUUGUGCAAUGCGAACAAUAUUUUUGGAUAAAAUUCAGUAGUAAUGUACUUACAUUUUUUAUUUACUAUUUAACGUUGUGUGCAUAUUUGUAAGGCAAAAAAUAUCGUAAGAUUAAUUAAAAACGACUAAAAACUACAAAAAUG
Folsomia candida is the source of this 938-nucleotide messenger RNA. RefSeq names its product trypsin beta. The transcript is spliced from 6 exons. NCBI's taxonomy places the organism in Eukaryota, Metazoa, Arthropoda, Collembola, Entomobryomorpha, Isotomidae. The annotation marks the transcript as partial. Gene Ontology annotation, biological process: proteolysis. The record is from RefSeq and is a predicted model, not a curated record. Gene Ontology annotation, molecular function: serine-type endopeptidase activity.